CCCCAAAACCUCCAAAACCCCUCUUUCUCUCUCUUCCCUCUUUCUCUUUCUUUCUCUCUCUCCUCUGCUUUCUUCCCCGGCUUAGCUUAACUCCCCCUGUCUGUAGAUAGAGACUAGAGAGGUCGCGGAGAGGGAUAGGGAGAGAAAGAGAUGGCAACUCAGUUCCCGGACGAUUUCAAGUGCCCGAUCUCCUUAGAGAUAAUGUCGGACCCGGUGAUUCUAUCGUCGGGGCACACCUUCGAUCGGCCUUCCAUACAGCGGUGGUUGGAUUCCGGCAACCGGACAUGCCCAAUCACCAAGCUUCCCCUCCCUCCGCACCCUUCUCUUAUCCCUAACCACGCCCUCAGGAGCCUCAUUUCCAACUUCACCCUCGCCUACCCUUCCCCUCACAAACCCCAAUCCCAAUCCCACCCCGAACCCCAACCCCAACCCCAACCCCAACCCCAACCCCAGACCCUCAUCUCCACCCUCACUUCCCGGUCCUCUCCUCUCCACUCCAAUCUUGACUCCCUCCUCCAACUCAAUCGCCUUUCCAAACGUAACCCUGUUUUCCGUCAACUGAUAACGGAGUCUGGUGCUGUUUCUGCCGUCCUCAAUUUUGUCUCCUCCUCCGACCCUAAUAUUCAAGAAGCCGCUCUUUCGCUCCUUCUCAAUCUCAGUCUUGAUGACGAUAACAAGGUGGGUUUGGUUGCUGAGGGUGCCAUUGGGCGUGUGGUUGCAGUGUUGCAGAGUGAAGGUGGGACUCCCAACUGCAGGGCCCUUGCGGCUACCAUGUUGACGAGUCUUGCUGUUGUGGAAGUAAACAAGGCCACCAUUGGUGUCUACCCUUUUGCUAUUAGAGCUUUGGUUUCGCUCCUUCGGGAUGGCAACGGCAGAGAAAGGAAAGAAGCAGCCACCGCUCUGUAUGCCCUCUGUUCGUUCCCCGACAAUAAGAAGAGAGCUGUGGCAUGUGGGGCGGUGCCAAUUUUGAUCCAAAUGGCUGAUUCCGGGGUCGACAGGGCCUUUGAAGUUCUCAGUCUCUUGGCUAAAUCAAGGGAAGGCAGAGAAGAAAUGGCCAGAUUUGAUGGUUGUGUUUCAAUUUUGGUUAAAGUGCUAAGGAACGGGACCUCACGGGCCGUACAGCACGCCCUAUCCACGUUGAAUUUGAUCUGUUCUCACAGUGAACAUGUGUGUUCGGAGGCUAGGAGGGAAGGGGCUGUAGAUAUUUGUUUGGGAUUGUUGGAAGACGAGAGUGAAAAGAUUAGAAGAAACGCUUCGAGUUUAAUUCAAGCUCUGCGGUUGUACGAGCCCACAAGAUGAUUCGCUUUUAUUAUUUUUCAUUUUUAGGGAAACUUUUGGGGCAACGAAUCAAAAGAGCUCGGCUUUGGGAGGCGCAAGGACGCUUUUUUCUUCUCCUUAUUCGUACUUGUGGAGGUGAGUUGGGUUCUGUCAAUGAAUUCUCCUGUGUUGGAUGUGCGACUCUGCGUGUAAAGAAAUGUAGACUUGGGUGGUGUUGGCGUCCUUUGCUGUAUCUUGUACAUUCAGAAUAAACAUAUGGGAGUAUGACUCUCUGUUUUGCUGUUCAUAUGAAAGUCCUCAACUGAGUUAUCUGAAAUAUGAUUUGAUCC
Macadamia integrifolia is the source of this 1607-nucleotide messenger RNA. Its product is annotated as U-box domain-containing protein 8. Gene Ontology annotation, molecular function: ubiquitin-protein transferase activity; protein binding. The record is from RefSeq and is a predicted model, not a curated record. Lineage: Eukaryota; Viridiplantae; Streptophyta; Magnoliopsida; Proteales; Proteaceae. Gene Ontology annotation, cellular component: cytoplasm; nucleus. The transcript has a single exon. Bases 151 to 1299 code for a protein of 382 amino acids. Gene Ontology annotation, biological process: protein ubiquitination.